Messenger RNA from Ilex paraguariensis (yerba mate), 3108 nucleotides. The record is from the annotation of a GenBank genome assembly. NCBI's taxonomy places the organism in Eukaryota, Viridiplantae, Streptophyta, Magnoliopsida, Aquifoliales, Aquifoliaceae.
AUGGCAUCGAUUUUAUAUUUCCGUCGUGUCCUCUUCUGUUCUGCUCUGUUUCUUCUCUUUUUCAUCAGUCUCUUUGAGUUUCUCACAGACUUCGAUCUCGAGAGGACACAUACUCCCACAGAGAGUUUGAACCUAACAAUGUCUUCAUUAACAUGCACUAAAUUAACUCUAUUCACAGUAAUUGCAGUGUUCAUUCAAAUCAUUGGUCUCUUACUCUUCGUUUUAGGGUUCUUCCCCGUCAAAUCAGCUCUCUCUGGCGUCAGUGGUGUGGAGAGUUAUCGUCCACCGGGGUGUAGUUCUGUUCAAAAUCAAAAUGUAACAACUCCGAUUUCUCAUGAGCUCCAUAGAUCGCUAUAUCGGGAAUUAUCUGAGAUCCCUCCUUUAUUUGACCGGUUAAUAUUAAUGGUUAUUGAUGGUCUUCCAGCAGAGUUUGUGCUUGGAAAAGAUGGUAAGCCGCCACCCAAGGCUUUGGUGGAAGCUAUGCCAUUCACCCAGUCAUUGUUGGCUAAGGGAAUGGCAAUUGGUUACCAUGCGAAGGCGGCUUCUCCAACUGUUACAAUGCCACGCUUAAAGGCUGUGGUAUCAGGAGCGAUUGGGGGAUUUUUGGACAUUGCAUUCAACUUCAAUACACAAGCCCUUUCAGAUGACAAUCUUAUUGGGCAGUUUUUUAGAAUUGGUUGGAAAAUGGUGAUGCUUGGUGAUGAGACCUGGCUUAAGUUGUUUCCAGGAUUAUUUACAAGGCAUGAUGGAGUUAGCAGUUUCUUUGUUAAAGAUACGGUACACGUGGAUCACAAUGUUUCUCGACAUUUGAAUGAAGAACUUAAUCGGACUGACUGGAAUAUGCUGAUUCUUCAUUAUCUUGGCUUGGAUCAUGUGGGACACACCGGUGGUCGCAAUAGUGUCUUGAUGGGCCCAAAACUCACGGAGAUGGAUGAAGUUAUUGAGAAAAUUCACUUGAGUACUAUUCAGACUCGAAAUAUUGACAAUGAAAGGACACUUUUGAUGGUAAUCAGUGAUCAUGGAAUGGCUGAAAAUGGUAAUCAUGGGGGGUCUUCAUUUGAGGAAACUGAUUCCUUGGCUCUUUUUAUUGGUUUGAGAAACUACUAUCAUGCAUCAGCCUCCCAUAUCACAGCUCACCAGGUUGACAUUGCUCCAACACUAGCUCUUCUUUUUGGUGUGCCGAUUCCUAAAAACAAUGUUGGCAUCCUGCUUAUGGAAAAUUUUCAUUCUUUGACAGAUGAUCAACAGCUAAGGGCAUUGGAGUUGAAUUCCUGGCAAUUACUUAGAUUACUUGAAGUUCAAUUACCUGAUUUAGCUUGUGGAAGUCUCUCAUGUAAUGUCUCGGGAGAUUUUCACUGGUACCAUGCCAAUAAAUGCACUGGUGGUGUAGAGGAGAUGUUUUGUUGCUUAUUUUUAGAUGCUGCAGCUCUUCACAAGUCAUGGAAGUCUAAGAAAGUUGCCGGGGCUAAUAAUAGAGACGACUAUAGUGCCUCUGUUUUGGCAUAUAAGGAGUUUCUAAAAACUGCAAGCCAGUGGAUAUCACGCAGAGCAACUAAUAGACCUAUUGGAUUACUUGCUGCUGGACUAGCAGUAAUGGUUCUGUCUUGUAUGUUGCUUUUGCGCCUCCUCCUUCAAUUAUGCCGAGAAGUUCACCUGAGGAAAGAGCCUCACCUCUCUGACGUAAAUAACAACAUGCACAAGGGGCAUUUGGAUCAGACUUUUGUCCUGGCUAUUAUCUUGAUCCUUGUUUUAAGUAUGGGGUCAAGUUCUAUGGUAGAGGAAGAGCAAUAUAUAUGGCAUUUUGUGACAUCCACACUUUAUUUGGUAUUACUCCGUAAAACGAUACAGUGCAUCCCCCCUGGGAUGGUGCAGGGGUCACUUGGUGCAAUCAGGGGACAAAAUCAAAGAAUCUAUAUUCAAACGUGUUCCACCAUUGUUAUUCUCGUUUCUGGAAGACUAUUGAGAGGCUGGCAUCAAGGUGGUGUAAACUGGACUCAUCUACCUGACAUUUCAAAAUGGCUCGAGCAGGCGGGAAGUGCUCAUAUAAAAGCGAUCCACCUGAUAUCUUGUCUCCUUGUGAUCAGCUUAAGCCUGUACACUCUUUCUUUGUUAUCGUCACAUAGAAAUUUUGUCAUGGUGGUUGGGUUUAUCUUUUUGUUUCCAGGAUUGUUGGUUCUGCAACACAUCAUUAAAUAUAAUAACAGCGGAUUUGCUGCCUCAAGUUAUGGUGCCACUUUAAUGGCGCAGAUAAUUUAUACAAUUCUUGGUAUAUUUACAUUGGUGAUUGUGAUUGCUUUACCAUGGCUUAUGCCAGUUCGGAAUCUAGAGACUUGCUCAAGGCCUGAUCUCUACUUGGCAACCGAUGUUCUAUCUGAUGUCCAAAGCAAGCUUCUGCUUGGGGGGUUUAGAGAUUCAACCUAUGUGAUUGGGUGGGUAUACAUGUUCUGCUGGUGUCUUCUACAGCUAUUGCUACAACAACCCAUAAACUCUAUGCCUGUUUUGUUGCUUCUCAUACAAAUCCUGGCUAGCAUGUGCUACUAUUCUAAUAGUGACUUGCAUCUUAAGCAGUGGGUUGAGGUGGGUGCACUAUAUUAUUUGGCAAUGGCGGGCCAUUUUGGUCUUGGUAACACCAAUACCCUGGCUACGAUUGAUGUUGCCGGUGCUUUCAUUGGCAUCUCCAAUCACUCGACAUUAUUUUCUGGCAUCUUAAUGUUCGUAAUUACAUACGCAUCCCCAAUGCUAGUUCUUCUUAGCAUGGUGAUGUACAUCUCUCUGAAGGACACAAUCCCACUUAUGAAUGCUCAGGAUGUGGAUUUUGGACAUCUUCUCAAGAUGACUGUUGGAUUUCCUUGUCUGGUUCCCCUGGGCUUGAACUCCAUUUUUUUGGUUGCAUAUACUAUUGUAUUGCUGUUAAUGAGGAAUCAUUUAUUUGUUUGGAGCGUCUUUUCUCCAAAGUACAUGUAUGUUUGUGCUACAACUACUUGCGUCUUUAUUGGAGCAUUUAUUGUGGCUUCAACGGGGAUUUAUACAUGCAUGGUAUUUUCUUUUCGGAGAAUGUUGCAGAAUUCCAGCAGAAAUGCCUCACAGGAGAGAAUGGUGUCUGGAUAA